Volvox carteri f. nagariensis is the source of this 2197-nucleotide messenger RNA. RefSeq lists its product as uncharacterized. The coding region runs from base 96 to 1337 and encodes 413 amino acids. Gene Ontology annotation, molecular function: single-stranded DNA binding. Gene Ontology annotation, biological process: positive regulation of helicase activity; mitochondrial DNA replication. Lineage: Eukaryota; Viridiplantae; Chlorophyta; Chlorophyceae; Chlamydomonadales; Volvocaceae. The transcript has 9 exons. Gene Ontology annotation, cellular component: mitochondrial nucleoid. The record is from RefSeq and is a predicted model, not a curated record.
AUUAAAGUGUGCUUUGUAUUUUAAUUAUUUCUGUUGACUUAAAUUACGCUAGGCCUCGUCCUUGCCUGAAGCUUUCGGCGGCCGCCUUUACUACUAUGCUCAUGCAUUUCGCUGCAAAGCGGCUUCUGCCGCAGACAUUGGUGACUGCCCCGAUACGUCGGACGUUGGUCGCUAGGCCUGUGGCACCGUGCUCUUGGUCCAAGCGCGACGAGGUCCUAUCCAACUGGGACGCGCUGCGGGCCAACCCGAACGAAUGGUAUGACAACCGCAAACGUAAGACCAACCCGAAAGCGCCCGACUUCGUCCGCAAGGAUGACCGUUCCGUGGCUAUUUGGAUCGACGGUCGCGACACCCCUGGGUGGUACGAGGAGUUCUUGGACGAGCUCGAUUCUCGGCAGGGUGGCCAGCAACGUGGCGAUCGUUUCGGCGGAGACCGGCCCGGCGGCGAUCGCAACGACCGUCGCGCUGCUGAGAUGGCCAACUGGGAGUCAUUACGCAACAACCCAGAAGAGUGGUUUGACAACCGUAGCCGCAAGACUAACCCGCGGGCGCCUGACUUUCGGCGUAAGGACGACCGGGCUGUGGCUCUCUGGAUCGACAGCUAUGGUGCUCCUGAAUGGCUCGAUGACCUGCUACACGAGCUGGAUGCCCGCCAGUCGCAACGCUCGUCCGGCUACUCGCAGCAGCAGCAGGGUGGGUACCAGCAGGCCCCCGAUCAGUACGUGGAGGACAAGAGGGCGGCUGAGAUGGCCAAGUGGGACUCGCUCCGCAGCAAUCCAGAGCUCUGGUUUGACAACCGCCGUACCAAGACCAACCCUAAGGCCCCGGAUUUCAAGCUCAAGAGCGAUCGUUCGGUGGCGCUCUGGCUAAGCAGCUACCAGCUACCCGACUACCUCGACGACCUGCUGGCGGAGCUGGACGCCCGGUACGAUCAGCGCAUGAAUGGUCAGCAGCAGUACUACCAGCAGCAGCAGGACUACCAGCCCUACCCGGAGCAGCAGCAGGGCUACGCGGACUACCAGCAACAACAGCAGCCGCAGCAAUCCUACCAGCAGUCCGACUCGCGGGAAGCUAAGAUUGCCCAGGAGCAGGCCAACUGGGAGUCGUUGAGGAACAACCCUGAGCAGUGGUUCGAUAACCGCUACACCAAGCAGAACCCCAAGGCACCGGAUUUCAGGAAUAAGGACGACCGCUCCUUGGUUCUUUGGCUCACCAGCCGGUCGGCUCCCGAGUGGAUCAACGAGCUGCUGCCUGAGUUGGACGCCAGGUAUCAGCAGCGUGAGGCGUCACGGGCCUCCAACAGUGGCUACGGCGCCGCCCAGGAGGCCGUGUACUGAGCAGGUCCGCCCGGGUCCCGGAACCCCUUGGUGUUGUUACAAGGCGAGGUGGUGAUAUGAUAUAAUCCCUGAAAUACUCAUGAGAUGGAGGAUCAGGCAAUGCCUGUUUAUUCCAUUUCAACAUUUCCUUGGAUAUUGCAGUGUCUGUGACUUACGCCUGCUGUCUCGCUACUUCGUUGCCUCACCGUUCGGUAGGGGCGGCCUAGGCUGUGCGCUGCGAUUUGGUCCCGGCAGCGUCCCUCCUUAACAACGUGGGUCGCCUUAGCAAAGUGCCUGCCACGAAUGCUUAGCUGGGAAGACGUUGGAUAAACAGCGUAAUUGGCGCUGCUGGCGAAAUAUAUGUAUACUUUGGAUAUGGCAGCAGUUUUGAGCAUCUCACAGAUCGUCAUAGCUGGAAGUUACCGUUUGAAGCAAUGCGCCAGGGAGAGGAGAAGGCUUCGAGCAAAGUAGAAGUGUCGGAGCCUGGCCCUUUGGCAACGCUGUCCAAACAUAGUGGCAGUGGGGUGCGUCUGUGUGGAUGUUUUUCGCGACCAAGAUGUGCAAACGAUGGGUAUCUUGUGCUGCACCAAGGACAUGUGGCUGCAAAAGAAGACAAUAGCACUUUUGCAAGCUGGCAAAAUGUUAGUCGGUCUGUCUUGUUUGCUUGACUCGGUUCGCUGCAAGGGUGCAGAUUGGUGAUGGUUCGUGUUCGUAGGUUGCGUAAAGAUGUGUCGUUCAAUUGUGUCCUAUAUCUUUUUAAUAUCACACUUUACUGGUUUGCCGGGGUUAUUCACUUUGGAUGCGUCGAUUAUGUGCGGUACUCGUGGUCCUCUGCCCAUUAGCUCGGAAAACCGUUGUAACGGAAGAAUCGUCGAAACAAA